Molecule: messenger RNA, 1271 nt
Organism: Maniola jurtina (meadow brown)
Lineage: Eukaryota; Metazoa; Arthropoda; Insecta; Lepidoptera; Nymphalidae
Exons: 9
Coding region: 1-1233 (410 amino acids)
Source: RefSeq, a predicted model, not a curated record
AUGGCGAUAGUGAAAUUCAGCACAUUACUGUUGCUGUUUACAAUAUCACAAUACUGUGUAGCUGAUGUAUUAAGAACGGCCAGGCAGCAAGGUCCAGCCAGCAUCUUCACCCUAGGCAACGGCGAGCAAUGUCAAGGCUCCGACAGGUCCACGGGUGGAGUGUGUUUGUUAAGAAACCAGUGUAACACUCAAGGGGGGAAAGCGAUUGGUUAUUGUGGAGUUUUCGGCACUUGUUGCUCUUUAAACGCCUGCGACAUAAGAACCAACACAAAGGUGGCAGUCUUCAUCAACCCUCCACUUGACAAGGAGUCCUCAGGCCUCGAGUGCUCGUACAACAUCGAGAUCGCCAACAACAAUGUCUGCCAGAUGAGGAUCGACUUCGAGACCUUCAACCUCGCACCUCCUACCACGGUGGAACCAGUGGAAAACGUGACCCAGAGGCCAGGCUACAUGUGCAAGAACGAUAUCUUCCGCGUCAGCAACCUGCAUGGCAACUCCGAGUCAUUGCCAUCACUAUGUGGAGAUAACAGUGGCCAACACAUGUACGUGCGCGUGAACGCCAGUAUCAAUGACCGGUCUGUACGCAUGGACUUCAAGCUGGCUGAUCGUAUCUCGCAGCCGAACCUGCCGCAGGCCACCUGGAAGAUAAAAGUCACACAGCUUGAGUGCUUUAACACGCUGGGCAAAUACCGGGAUGGUAUCCUGGACGCCAUCACCGCCGCUCUCCCCGCCACGCCGUUCACCACCACCGCUGACCGGGAUGAGUAUUUAAUUGCACCCCCUGGUUGUCUGCAAUACUACCCCGACCGCGCGGGUUUCUUCGAGUCGUUCAACUACAACCGCGGCGCGGGCCCUUACAUCGCCAACAUGGCGUACGCGACCUGCUUCAAACGGUCAUCUGACGUGUGUGGUAUCAAGUUGACAGCAGCAAGUUUCAACAUGGCCUACCAUGACGAUAGCAACUUAUACGUGGACACGGAUUGCAAGGCGAACCCAUUUGUCCAAGGCCAACCCCAGUCUGAGGACUACAUAUUCAUCCCUGAAGCCCAGACUGCAGACGGUCUGAGAGGAUCCAAGUUCUGUGGCAACAGCGCCGCCGACGCGAUCAUUGCUUCUACACCACCAGGACCUCUGUACGUGUAUUUCCACAGUGACAACUUGGUGACAAAGGAUGUACCAGAAGCAGGCUACCGAUUUUCAUACAAUGUUUUAAAUAACUGCUAUGUUAAGUAAAACGCCAUGAAACGUUGAAAACUGAUGAUUUUUUCUUU